CUGUCGCAGAAAUUACAGCAUUUUCUUUUAAAUCAAUCUUCAUUUUCUUGUGCUAAAAUGUGAAAUAAACUAUACAUGAAAGUUUGAAUUAUCCUUCCAUAUAAAUAAUUUGACUUGUUUUGAAUGAUUAGUGUUGUGAUGAGUGUUCCAAGUUAUUUUGAUCAUUGCUUCCACUAUAUUUUUGAGUGAUAAAGCUGUAAAAUGGCAAAGAAGUCUGAAAACACUGGUGGGAAGCUGAUCACAGUAUCUGUAGUUGGACUUUCUGGCACGGAGAAAGAAAAAGGGCAGCUGGGAGUGGGCAAGUCGUGUCUGUGCAACAGAUUCGUGCGCACCCACGCCGAUGACUACAACGUCGACCACAUUUCCGUGCUCAGUCAGUCCGACUUCAGCGGUCGUGUAGUCAACAACGACCACUUUUUAUACUGGGGCAGCGUCCAAAAAGACAAUGAAGAGCAAGAGUACCGUUUCGAGAUCGUCGAGCAAACAGAGUUUGUUGACGAUGCUUGUUUUCAGCCGUUUAAAGUCGGCAAAACGGAGGCGUAUAUCAAACGAUGCGUGUCAACGAAGCUGCAGUCAGCAGAAAAACUCAUGUACGUCUGCAAGAACCAGCUCGGCAUUGAGAAGGAAUACGAGCAGCGGACUAUACCGGAGGGGAAGCUGUCUGUAGACGGGUUUCUGUGCGUGUAUGAUGUGAGCCUCGUGCCGGGUCGCAGCUGGGAGAAGCAGAACGAAACCCUAGCCGCAAUUCUUCAAAACAUCAUCAAACUGAAGAAACCCGUGGUCCUGGUCACUGCAAAGAACGACGAGGCCUGCGAGCAAGGAGUCCGAGAGGCCGAAAGACUAGUUCAGCGGAAGGAGUUCAAAGGAUGCAUACCUAUAGUCGAGACCUCGAGUCAUGACAAUGUUAACGUGGAUCAAGCGUUCUUCCUACUGGCUCAGAUGGUUGACAAAUGCAAGGCGAGAAUUAAGGUGGCCAAUUAUGCCGAAGCCCUGAGGAUAAGGAGAGAGACCCUGGACUUUGUCACGGAGGCUUUCACUCAGCUCAUCAGGAUACACGUCCAGGACCAUAAAGAGAUGUGGUCCGCAGUCAGUAAGAGACUGUGUCAUCAUCCAGAAUGGGUGAAAUUCGUGCAGCAGUUUGGAAACGAUGGCACCCAGGUGGUGUUCCGUCGCCACGUCCGAAGGUUGAAGGAAGAGAAGUCAGCCAAGAAGCUUCGUAAACAACUGGCCAAGCUGCCCCAGGUGCUGGCGCGGAUGCAGCUGCCCACUGAAGAGUUGAAUGAGAAUGAUUGGCCGAUGGUGGUCCGGCAGCUACGCUCCCAUAGGGACUUUUCCGUGUACUUCAGCGGAGCCCGAUGCACCGAGUCGGGCUCCGAGUCGGGUUCAGACGAACUCCAGCAUCAAGAUACCCUGCCGGUUGGAGAGCGAGCUAACAGAUACCAGACUUUGGGACAGUCGCAGAAGAUUCCGUACGAGAUUCUGGAGACGAACGAGGCGGCUUCCGUUUUCAAGACUUUCUUACAUGACGCUCAAGAGGAACAGAGGAAUUACGAAUGGUGCCAACAAUUCAAGCGGCUACUCGAAGAAACCGGCUACGUAACUCCCGGCAAGCAGCUGUCCGAAGUGCGAGUCCUCCUCAUGGGCAGGGAGUGUUACGAAGCUCUGUCGGAGGAGCAGCAACAGCGGGUGUAUGACCAGCAUCAGAGACAUAUACAGCAGCGGGCUAAACAUAACUUGCAGGAGCUCCUAUUAGAGCAUGCUGAUCUUUUCUACCACUUCAAGAGCAUCUCACCAACUGGCACUAUAACUCAGGAGGAUAUCAAGGAGAUAACUGAUGUUUUACAAGAUGACUUCAGAUAUAAGAUGCUGGACCGUAUGGAGCAAGAUCGCAAGCUGAUGUUAUUUCAACAUCUGGGCUUCGUGCAUUGUCCGAUGCGUGAGCAUUGUCCCGCCGGACCCAACUGCCUCGAUGCUACUCUACCUGUCAUACUGAACACCAGAGUCGGUUCGCUGACGUCCACGGGCGAGUCGCAGUGCCACGCGGGGCCGCCGGCGGCGCCCUGGGCGCUCACCACGGACUCCGACCAGAUCUACGUCAUCAUACUGGGCGUCGAAGGAGUAGCAGGAGAAUUUGGCAAGCGUCUGCUCGCCGGCUGCGACUCGGACAAACGGGUGUCCGUGCAGAAUCAGUUGUGGCGCGUCGAGCAGCGAGUCCGGACUGACGACUUUAGUGCUGAAACUACUAAUAUUGAUGACUUCACACCUAACGGUUACUUCUGCGUGUAUCAAGAUCAGGAGUCGUUCGAGUACAUUCGGGGAUGUGCCGAGAAAACGUUACUUUCUAGUCUAGAACAGGAAGACAAACUACCUUUUCAAGGUUUACCGCUUGUAGUAAUGUUCGUCCAGGACGAAGGCAUGGAUAAAAAGGAGAUUAUGAGGCUACAGGAGGAGGGACAGAAUCUUGCUGAUAAUCUUCACUGUUCCUACAUGGAGGCGUCAGUGAACGAAUUAGGCACAGAAGCGCUUACUUCGGACGCCAUACAAGAAUUAGUACGUGCCAACAGAGAGAAAGCUAGCUACGCCCAUCUUUAUAGAGACCUUAUAGUUUGCUUCGACUCUGAUAUACGGAUAAUGGUGUGCAUGUUCUGUGACGACCCUUAUUCGCCUGAGCGUGUACUGAGCCCGCUUCUACUGCAUCGGGCCUGCUUUUUAACAGGAGACCGUUCCAUAGUCAUAGAAACCUUCCUAGGAGACUCCAAGAGGAAAGUUGAGGUUAUAAUUUCGAGUUUUCACGGAGCGACGCAGUUUAGGGAGGAGUUGAUACAUGGAUUUAUAUUGAUCUAUUCAGCAAAGAGGAAAGCUAGCUUAGCAACAUUGAAUGCCUUCUCCAUGAAUAUACCAAAUCUGCCAAUACAAAUGGUAGCAGUAACGGACGGCGGAGGCUCUGCGGCCAACGCGUUCUUCGGCACUGAUCUCGGCCACGCGCUCAUCACUGAGGGCAACGCUACUGCGGACCGGCUAGCUGCUCACUUCACUACUUACACUAGCAGUGCUGAAAAUAAAUCCGCGUUCUACACGCCGUUCUUCAAAGAAGUGUGGGAGAAGAAAGGCGAAAUCGAGCGCGCGUUCCGCAUGGAGCAACCCCACAACCUGCCCGACGUCGCCACCGCCCGCCCGGCCACCUCGCAGCAUCGCCACGCCGGAUACCACAAGAUGGAUCACAAACUAACGAACUCGCUGGACCUUCUCAUCGGGCCGGACUCGCGCGCCGACAUCGACUCGGAGUACAGCGACACACUCAACAACUCCAAGAAUAGAGGCUUUCUAAAAGGAUUCAGCGUAUACCCGCCGCCGAGCACGCCACCGGAGCCGGCGCCGCCAGAUCAUAGAAUACAUGCCGAUCUAUCCCCCGAUCUCAACUGUUCCGAGGAUUCGCUGAGCACACACGAGUCAGACGGCGGCGGCGCGUGGCAGCCGGCCAGCUACGGGCACCGCGCCUUCACCACGGGCCGCGCGCGCCCGCAGCCGCCGCCGCCCCGCCAGCGACACUCGCAGACGCUCAAGCAACCUGGCAAACUAGACAUGAACAACUACGCCAUGGUCAGCGAUGCCCUACAGCAGAUCACCAUCGGACCGCCGCACCCUAGAGAGAGAAAGUCGCAACGGUCAGGAUGGUCACAUUCGGGCGGUCAGCCUGGUGGUCACCACCACCAUCCGUCGGGCGUGAGCUCUGAGACGGAAUUGGACGCACAAUACGCACAGAUAAAAGAAACCAAUGAAUACAUGGAGGCGCCAUCUAUGAUGAAACUAAGGAGACAUCGGAGGCACGAGAAAACACCUAUGCAUCAGCCUUCAUUCUCAGAAACCGACAGCUCCGGAUCCAGCGAAGCCUCCGGCGGCGUGGCGCGCGCACACGCGCGGAGGCGCACGCAACACCACGCACCCAGACACUACAAGAAGCGGUCGCUAGGCAACCUAGUGGCCGUACAGAGUCCUAGGGUGCCUAAACUGGGCAUGUUUGUGGGGCCGCCGGAGUUGCCUACGAGUUAUAGAGCGAGAACUCAGGAGGAUAAAGCGGCCAGCGAGUCCAGCUCGGGCAGCUCGGACGGCGACGCGCGGCGCCGCGAGCCGCGCCCGCUGCCGCCGCCGCCGCACCACGAGCCCACGCUCAAGAUGCUGGCGGGCGAGUACCCGUCGUCGGCACAAGACAACUCGUCGUCCAGUGCCCCUGAUACGAGGCGGAGGCACCAUCCCUUCAGCAAGCAUGAUCGCAGGCAUAAGGAAUUCUCGAAAAGCAAAGACUCAAAGAAGAACUCAUCACAAAUGGCGAGUACGGCGUCAGCGGCGAACUGGGGACCGCAGGGAUCGCACGGGGUUCCUCUAUUCGUGGAAAAGUGCGUACAGUUCAUCGAGAGAGAAGGUCUCGCGUCCGAGGGCCUGUACCGGGUGCCCGGUAACCGCGCACACGUAGAUAUGCUCUUCAACAAAUUUAACGAAGAUCCCAACGUGGACCUGGAUUCUCUAGAUAUCCCAGUGAAUGCCGUGGCUACUGCGUUAAAGGACUUCUUCUCGAAGAAGUUGCCGCCGCUAUUAGACGAGGCUAGCAUGGAGCAGUUAGAGGACAUAGCGGCGAUGCGCGGCUGCAUCGCGGGCGGCGUGGAGCUGAAGGACCGCAGCUGGCGGCUGCUGGCGCUGCGCUCGCUGCUCAACAACAGCCUCACGUGCGUCGCGCGCGCCACGCUGGACUACGUGCUCGACCACUUCGCCAGGGUGGCGGACAACUCCAAGCUGAACUCCAUGGACAGCAAGAACCUCGCCAUCUGCUGGUGGCCCACGCUCCUCCCGGUCCAGUUCUCGGACAUGGGCCGCUUCGAGAUGACGCGGCCCUACCUCGAGGACAUCGUGCAGACCAUGAUCGACCAGCACCCGUUCCUGUUUCGCGGGCAAGAGGCUUUCGUCAUGGUGUGAGACACGCCUGAACCCACAAUGCAGGUUGCAUUCGUGUUGGAAGGCGUGUGACGCGGUUGUACGAACGUGUCUACGUUCCCAGUGAGUUAUAUACGCUAGCGUAAGUUCUGCUAUUUAUUGUACGCAAUAUUAGCCUUUAUCGGUUACGACAUUAGGUAUUCAAUCGUGGACGCAUACAGCACUGAGACCUACCGCGAAUACCGAAGUUCGCAAAUGGCAGGCAUCUUUCUCUGUCACUCUAAUUACGCCUUAAUUGAAGUAAAAGAGAAAGUUGCCGCAAUUGUUGCUCUGGUUUCGGCACCAUAAAGCCAACUUUAUGUAUGAGGACUUAGAACUGUUUUUUGAUUGGCUCGAAAUCAACAGUGAAGCUUUGGGUGCUAGUAUGUUAAAUUUAUACCAUAACAGCUGUCACUUUCUAACUUGUCCGAUAUGAAAGAAAUGGUUUUGACCACAUACUGGCACUUCUGGUGUAUUGUUCCUUUUUCAUUGGUAAUGUAAGGAAAGCAUUAUUAAGUCUGAAAUAUAAUUGUAUGGAAGAGAGACUAUACAUCAGAUUUUAAACAUUAUAAUAUAGUUUGUUUUGUAUGUCUCUCGAUAUUUCAACUUUUAUUUUCGAAUAUAAGUUAUAAUCAACCUUUUUCAUAUCAAUAUGCUUAGUAAUUUAAAGCGGGAAUGCUUGCAAUUUUCAGCUUUACGAAAUAUGAUAGACGAAUUUCUUUCGCAUUUGUUUUUGAAUCAAAAUCGAAUCAGUAUUUUAACUAGGUGUUAUUCAAAUUAUAUCGCAAUUUAUAAUAGCGUUAAGGUUGAAAUUCAUGCACAAACUAUUUAAUGGAAAAGUAAACGUUUUCUAAGCGUAAUGAUAAAGCAAUGACAACACCAUGUAAAACCGCGGUUUUUGAACGAAACGCAUUCGCUAUCAUUAAAAAAAUAUUAUCUAUGGUACUGUUUGCGUUUUGCGUUUCGUUCAACGCACCGUACUUAAUGAGCACAUUCCGUUCAGUCGUAUAAAGUAAAAUAAGUAAUUGUUAAUUAUAAAUAUUUUUAGAUAGUGAUAUUCGCGUAAUCGUUGUUUUUAAUCGAUAUCAUAGGGAUCGGUGUUGAAAUGCUUGCGAAGUGUUUAAAUGUUUUUAUUUUUUAAAUAAGUCGGUUCAGACAUGGCAUUCGUUUUUUUUUUAAUUUGUCUUGUAUAUCUGUGUAAGAUAAAAAAUGGCUAACUUUCUAAACUACUUUUGGGUUUGAGUUUGAUUUAUUUCCAGAAAUAAAUAUACAUUUGAUUGUUAAAAUAAGUGUUUGUUCUAGUCGUUGGCAACUCCUCGCUACACUGUGGUUUCUUUAUUCCCCCGCGCCAUUAUUAUUCGAAUAUAUUUAUUCGUUAUAAAAUAUAUCAAUAAUUCCUUCUGUCAUGUCUGAACGGCACAAAGGACAUUUUCCGUCCUUUUCACCCAUGGCAAACCGUAAUAGAUGAAAUAUGUAGAUACACGCUAGAUAGGUUCGUUACACAGAAAAAUCUUGCCUCAUUAUGAUGUAUUAUUUUAAAACCUCCUAACCAAAUCUGAUAUAAAUCUUAUGUUAAAGAUAUUGCAAGUAAUAUACAGGUGUCUUCGAGCAACCCCGCCUUCCGACACAUCGGAAGGGAGGAGCCCAAACGUCCACACUGUCGCAAUUCUCACUCACUACAUACAAAAUCCAAUCUGUAAUGACGACACAAAUACAUAGAAAAUAACCAAUUUUGUACGUAGAAAAUGAUACACGUCAAAGACAAAUCUUGCACACCUCGAUCUCUUAUUGUGUACGGACGAGUCACAACACUGCGCUAUAGGGACCGUGCGCGUUGGAGGCUCUGCCAUCUUGUGGCCUAAAUCGGAACCAUAAACAUGUACAUUUACACGUCACGUGUUUUCUUGUGCAUAGUAGGUGCUGCCAUCUUGUGGGCUACAUCGGAACAAUAAACAUCACAUUUACGCCUCGCGCCAAAAAUUUGUUGGCUCCUGUGCUGCCUCCUACAGUUCACGCACGCUCCCUAUGCCCAGCUGGGCAUGUGCGUCGGGCAGAGGGGAAAUAGUGCGAAUGCCGACUCGAUUGCUCUGUUGCUCGAAGACAGGUGUAUUCUGAUUAUAACAGGAACAUGAAUUAGAUCUGAAUUAAUUAUAGAUUAAACCAGAAUACGGUUUAUAGUCGAUUUUGACUUCAGUGCCAUUUAUUUCAAUAGUAAUGUACACAUUUUCUGAGUUGGUCAGAUCAAUAUUCUAACGUCGAUAUUUUAAAGUUGUUUGUGUUGUCGGCGUGGUUCAACAUACUUUCCAUGGGAGCGUGUAUAAGUUGUAGGGGAACACAUGAGACGUCAAAUUUUUGGCGCGAAGUAAAUGUGAAGGUUAUGCUUUCAAUGUAGCCCACAAGAUGGCAGAACCUACUAUGCACAAGAAAAUGUACGUGAACGGUAGAUGGCAGCACUUGCUUACAUGUUUAUGUUUCCGAUUCAGGCCAGAAGAUGACAGUCAAACAUAUAAAAAUAGUCAAGUAAACUUACAAAAUACUCAUAAAUUCAAGGGAACCUUUUAAGUCUUUUUAGUUUAAUUCUUUACAUCUGUUUGUCAUCCAACAGUUUUUUUAAAUCACUUUCCGAUCGGCAGCUUACCUUAAAAUAUCCUUAGACUGAUUUUUCCCAUUUUAUAUCCUUGAAUGUACGGUUAGUGUAUUUGCUAAUGUAUAGCUGAUGGCCUACAUUGUAUUUAAGUGUUUAAUAUAGACUGACACUGAAUGUGCUUCUGUCCGUGCGGUAUCGCCUUCACUGCGGAUGCAAUAUGGACGCGAUAUCGCCUUUCGAGUUAAAUAUAUAAGGAUGUUUAGGGCGAUUAUAUCUGGCGCUAACUUUAUGCGUUAGCUUUUAAUGUUAGAGCGAGAUGGCGAUAACACCUGUUCGCUUGGCUUAUGACCCAAUAAAAUGUCUGAAUGGCCAAGCAAUAUCCGCUAUCUUGCUCUGAUAUUUUAUGAGCGCAGUAUGUGCCCGGUAUAACCUUCGUUUUAUUUGCCAAAUAGAUAUUUAAUUUGACUUUUGUAAAAAAACACUUUUCCAACAACAAUGCAAUUCGAUGGAUUUGUGUUAUUAUGCAAGGAAUCAUUGUAACUACUCAUAAGUAUAUUUAAUAUAUUAGGUGUCUCCAUUAAGUAAGGUGUAUCUAAGUAAGUUUUUAUCGAUAUAAUGUCAUUAUAUCACCGUUUUACUUACACACUCGCGUCGGUGGUGACCGAGCGAGUGUGCGAGCGAGACAAAAUAUCAUGUCCAUUAGGGGAAUGAUGUAAAGGAAUUUUUGAUAUUUUACUAUGAAUCGAAAAAUACAUAGAGCCUACCUGUCUUCUAAUUUAUUUUUCUAGAAAUUUUCGCUUUUUCGUAGAUCUCACGAAGACAAAAACGCUUGUUGAUUUCAAGGAACUUCCCCUAAUGUUUUUUCGAAAACGCAAUUAUGGAUAAAAAAAGGCAAUUCGAUGUAAAUAUUGUACAUUCGUUCAUUUUACGUGUUUUAUUUUCGUAAUUUAUUUAUUGAGAUAUUUUUUAUGAGAGUUUUUAAAGUGAAUAUUUUUGUUACUUUUUAUUUUCAUUUUACGUAUUUUGUAAUGCUGUAAUUUGAUGGAACCUGUGCCAUUUUUUUAGAAGCGCAAACCCAAGACAGACCGACUGCAUGUUGCGCAUGUUGCAGCUGCAAUGCAGUCUGUCUGUGUCGGGCCUUAGAUGUUUUCCAAGAGUUGUGAACAUUUUGUAUGGUUGCGUUCGUCCGUUUCGUGUAGGAUCAUUAAUGUUCUUAGUAGAAUCAAUGUACGCUUGGCCGACUGAAGCCUCAUUGCCUGAGUUGAGAUGAUGAUGAUGGGAAACCAUAGAAACUUAGGUAUAGACGUUUUCAUACUCCACCUCCAUAUGAUAAUAGAGAGAGAGACCAAGAUAAGUUGGCAGCGAUUUUGACAUCUGAGAGUCCAAGUGUUAUUUUAAAUGUCAAACUACUAUGAAAUUAUAACGUUUACUUAACACUUGCACAUUCUGGGCUAUCAAAAUCGCUGGCAACUUAUCUUGUUCUGACUCUAUACUGUUUAUCCCUAUUUUAUUUUUAUUUACUGCUCCUUUGACAUUUGUAUUCGUAUGAGAAAAUUAUACUAAAACAACAUCAAUAAAGUAUAGUUCGUUUUUUUGCAUUAGAAAAAAGGUAUCAUCUCGUCUUUUUAUUGAAAACUGUUUUUAAACAUCUGUAACUAUUACUUAUGAAAGCAAAAUUAUGUAAACGAUCGUAUAUGAUUUAUAAUUGCUACAUAUUUGUCGUGACUUAUUUUUCAGAAGGGUUUUUCAAUAAAAAGGCGUCAAAUUCGCCUACGUUCUUCCUAAUGCAAAAAAAACGGAGUAUAGGGAAUGACUAUGUCGCUUUAGUGGUAAAAUUUUCAUGGAAAAUAAUUUCUAACUCUGUCACUUCUGCGACGGUAAACUAUAAAGACAUCAUCAUCGCGACUAACAUAUCGUAAGCGCAUUGAAAUUCAUGGCGCUUAAGACGUUUUGAUCACGUGGAUCAAGUUCCUAACAUAAUGAACCUUAGAACAAAAUUAUAAACAAGUUUUGGCAGAAUUCAAUCACGAUUGACGAUUAAGCGCUCCAUCGCUGUUAGAGAUUAACAGGUCAAUCGAGAAUGACGAUUGAUUUCAUUUCAAUCGUUAAUUGGAAUAUGUAUGCCUACCUAAGUUUCUUUGGGAGCAGUGAGCGAGCAUCGUAUCGGCUCGAAUAGUCGAAUGGUAAAUUGUUGUGGCUCGAUAGGAAUGUGAUUUGGUAAUGUGAUCUGUAAGGCUAAGAUGGCCGGUUUUUAUCAUCUGUCAUCAUGUCUGUCACGUUCUAACAGAUAUGUAAGAACGAAAGUGACGCAUGACAUGACGAGAGAUAAAAAUGCGACCAUGAUACUGGCGCUGGACGAGAUUGCCUUCUAGUUGGUAGCUACGAAAGGAAUUGGUCUCGUAUACAUUAAUAUAGGUUAAGAUUAUCAUUAGAACAAGUUUUAUGUCAAAUUGGGACUGUAGCGUAUGACAAACGCGGUUACGAAUUGUGAUAGAGCAAACGUAUUAGCUUACCGCUCGACAGAAAAUACGGGAGCUUUAUCCAGUCAUUAUACCGUCGAUAACGCGUAACUACCAUUUUAUUGCGUGAGUAAUUGGCAGACCCCGCAACAGCUGACAAAACCGUGGCAUAUGACAGUUGUAUGACAAGGUUCGCGAUUAUACUAAAACCAUUUUACUAAGACUUUAUUGUACGUAGGAUUCAUAAAAUUUAACUAGAUUCUUAUUGACCUUCAGAUAUAACCCGGUUUAAUUGUAUCAAAGAAAAUAAGUUAACAUGUUAUAGUCAAUAUUAAAUGCGUGUCAAUGUGUUUGUAAUUUUGUUCAUGAAAUCACGUUUAUUUCCAUAUUUCUUUCAAAUAUGUGCUUGAGAACAAAGAAGAAAAUAUUUACUUAUUGCAUUUUAAUUUGUUCGUAGAAAUGAUAACUCUGACGUACCUCUGCCACAGAUUUGCCGGCUCGCUUGCGGGGUAUGGCUAAUUGGCGACAUAAAUGGAAUUCUCAAUAAAAUUAAAUAAACGUUCGUUUUUAUAUUUUGUUUGAUUUUGUUUUGGAAGUAACCUUAACAUUUUGAAUCUAAUAUACUGUUGUGAAGAGUCCUAGUUUUAUUAUCAAACUACAAGAGUAUAUCUUUCGAGUGCUUUGUAAGUAAUAUGAAAUAAAAUUAAACGCCAAAAAGCUAGAGAAUGCCUUUUCGACAUAAAGCUUGUCCUGAACAUUGAACUUUGCGGCCAUGCAGCGUUUGUAUAGUUCGUGUCAUCCACGAUGACGCGCAGAUUUGUCAAAUCUAACCUUUAUUAACAUGACAAUACGAGUCAAGGCACACGUCUUCGUGAAUGAUACGAUUUAUAUUUGUAUAAUUGGAAAUGGCAGUAAAAUAUUUAUUUUAGCUCAAUUUAUCACGUAAUUUAUUAAUGGUCGACUAUAGAAUAGUUUGAUGUCAAAAUAUGAGCGCUAUAAUUUUCAAAACAAUUAUUUGAUCUGAAGAUUUUUUAGGUCUAUCAUAUGUUGACAUUUUACUGAUGUUGACCUAUUGAAAGCUAUUCGACACUCACAAAGGCAUACAUCAUGAUUCAUGAUAAUGGUUUACGAUAGAUUACAAAUAGUGUUACGUCUAAAACAAAUUAAUUUUAGAUUUUUAGACGGAUUAAGUUUCUCACGACUUGCUUCUGUUGACAAAGAUCGCUAUUUGCGAAAAAUCCGCUAAAUGUUUGUGUGCAUUUUGUCAUGCGUCAGUGGAUUUGUAUCAAUAUGUCUUUCGAAUGUCGAAUAGUUCUGUAAAGUAUUUGAUUGUUGUGAUAUUGUAUGGCAAAGGAAGGCUCAGUCGGCGCAGAACCCGCUAUGUGCGUCGCGACUGUUCGCAGUUCACAAGAAUGUGGCAUAUUUUAUAAUAAAUAACCAUCUAUGUAAU
This is a messenger RNA of Cydia pomonella (codling moth), 11461 nucleotides long. RefSeq names its product rho GTPase-activating protein 190 (gene RhoGAPp190). NCBI's taxonomy places the organism in Eukaryota, Metazoa, Arthropoda, Insecta, Lepidoptera, Tortricidae. Gene Ontology annotation, biological process: signal transduction. The transcript is spliced from 40 exons. The coding region runs from base 202 to 4968 and encodes 1588 amino acids. The record is from RefSeq and is a predicted model, not a curated record. Gene Ontology annotation, molecular function: GTP binding; GTPase activity.